UCCUGGUCUUUGGGUUUUCAUUCUAUGCUGCCUCUCAUAAAGCACCACCUGUCUAAAACUUGGCUAAUCCACGGCGAGUGGGCUAUCCGGCGAAGUGAAAAGCUGAUGAUAUCUGUGUUUCAGAGGUCGUCGCUGAGGAGGAAUUGUAUGAAAUGGGGAUAUUCAAGAGCAGUUUUGUUUUCAUGAUUGGGACUGUGUGUGGAGUGUACAUUGCUCAGAAUUAUGAUGUUCCCAACAUAAAGAAGCUCGCCAAGACAGGGAUCUUUAUGGCUAAGCACAUUGAAGAGAAUUACCGGAAGCCAAAGAAGAAAGACGAUGACUAAUAAUGGUUUACUCAGACUUGUUGCUGAAGUCCAGGUUCUUCCUCUUUUUUUCUUUAGAGUCGAUAGAUUUCUGUAUUGGUAUUGAUGUAAUUCAAUCAGUUUUUUGUGUUACAAUUUUUUUUAGACAUUAUUACAAUUGCCAUCAAACCAAUUACCAGUUUUGAUUGAGAUUUAAUAAUGUAUAUUCAAUUUGUUUCAAAAA
This is a messenger RNA of Telopea speciosissima, 525 nucleotides long. RefSeq lists its product as uncharacterized. The transcript is spliced from 2 exons. The coding region runs from base 153 to 323 and encodes 56 amino acids. NCBI's taxonomy places the organism in Eukaryota, Viridiplantae, Streptophyta, Magnoliopsida, Proteales, Proteaceae. The record is from RefSeq and is a predicted model, not a curated record.